This is a messenger RNA of Cooperia oncophora, 507 nucleotides long. The record is from the annotation of a GenBank genome assembly. Lineage: Eukaryota; Metazoa; Nematoda; Chromadorea; Rhabditida; Trichostrongylidae.
AUGUGUAAUAUUGUGGGGAAAACUGCAUAUUGUGGUUUCAGCGCACAACAGAAAUCUGUUUCUGUGUGUAUCUAUCCCAUUCGUAUCCACCUAAUUCGGGACCCGGAGAAAAGGCGGCCACCACGAGCUCUUUAUGUUGGGCGCCAUAAGAGCGGGCAAACAAUUGCAUUUGUCGAGGAUAUAGCAGCUCCUCGUCUACCUUCCUUCGACCGUACCUCAAAUAUCUAUUCUCGACUGAUCGACUUUGGUAACCGACCGCACAAGUAUAUGAACCAGUACAACACGGAUUUCACGUUAUACGACCAUGUAUAUCAGCUACUUUACCUGGUCAACCAUGAUUCUCGUGGAAUGCAGCAUUGUGCCGUUCUGCGGCUAUCAAAUCUCUUCCCUGGUAGUUCUGAGUCAAAAACCUUAACAACAAGUCUCAUCCAUGAUUUCGUGAUACACGAUGCAAAUAAGGCACGUAAUGGUUGGAUAGAAGACCCAUACAGUCACGAAGUAAGUUAA